This is a messenger RNA of Anisakis simplex (herring worm), 498 nucleotides long. The record is from the annotation of a GenBank genome assembly. Lineage: Eukaryota; Metazoa; Nematoda; Chromadorea; Rhabditida; Anisakidae.
GUACUCUUCGAUACGGGCUCAUCAAAUCUAUGGGUACCGUGCGCUGAUUGUUCGAGGUUCGACCUGGCAUGUCAAAAUCAUAAUCAAUUUACUUGUUCACUCUCGCAGACUUGCAGAAGAACCAGUGAGCAAUUCCACAUUCAAUAUGGCUCGGGUUCGAGUUCGGGACACAUUGAUAGAGACACCGUUUGUUUCAAUAGUCCGAACAGUGGAUAUUGCACGGACGCUAACCAGGGAUUUGCUUGCGUAACCAGCGAACCUGGCAACACUUUCACGAAUGCUGCAUUUGACGGUAUCCUGGGUAUGGCAUGGGACUCAAUUGCUCAAGAUCACAUCGCACAACCGAUGGAUCAAAUUUUCGAACGUCCGGAAUGUGCUCAGAAGUUGUUCGCGUUCUAUUUGAGCCGAGAUGGUACCACAAUAAAUGGUGGAGAGUUGACGCUAUGUGGCAUUGAUGAAAGCCGCUAUACGGUUGCAUUUUGUUGUUUAAAUUUGUAG